Penicillium verhagenii is the source of this 1161-nucleotide messenger RNA. RefSeq lists its product as uncharacterized. The coding region runs from base 1 to 1161 and encodes 386 amino acids. The transcript has a single exon. The record is from RefSeq and is a predicted model, not a curated record. NCBI's taxonomy places the organism in Eukaryota, Fungi, Ascomycota, Eurotiomycetes, Eurotiales, Aspergillaceae.
AUGAAUAGCCAUUCGCCCCCAGAUUCUCAUUCCACCUUUUCCAAUCAACUUCCAUUCCCAUUGAAUAUUGGAUCUCGAAUCUGGCGACGACUAUGGCAUGGGAUUUUGUCAUCUUGCCAGAGGGCCUCCCCCUCUGACUCUCGUCCCAAUAUCCUCCUCCCACCCGACCCAAUCAUCCCACUCGAAUAUCCACGAACUUCUUCCCCUAGCUGCCGCCCAAUUCAAUAUGAUCGCGUCUCGACCCUUUUGGAUGUGGAUUACCUCCGCGGUCCCAUCAAUACAGACGGCCGAUCACAGGGUGGAAACUUAGAAUCAUUGCAUGUUAUCAACCCCGACAUACAUACACAGAGCUCCCGCGCAGGCUCUUAUUACGGUACAUUUGAUGAUGCUAGUAGGGUAGGACGUCGGGGUUCCCACGUGCCUUGUCUCCCCGAUCUUUGGUUUACAACAGCCCCAGCUCCACCCUUGUCUGUCACCAUAGGCCUAGGCCUUCAAAACUUAACGGAAUCACUGAUGCCCGAAAGUCAGCCUAUCAUUCACGCCGAGCCAUCUUCUUCUCAUUCAACAGAAACCACGUCAGAAGAGCUAUUGCCACCGCCUGCUCUAGACGAAUUCCAUCGAAGAGCUCCCGGCCUUCCUCUCAACGGCUUCUCUCGUGCUAUGAAAUUUUUCUUGCCUCCCUCUCCCUGUAUCUCGGAGGAUGAUGUGGGCCAGGGAUAUAGCUCGGAAGAUGAUACCCAGGAACCCGAUACAGCGCUUCCUCGCACCCGGUCUCAUAUCCCAUCAUUCCGGUCCAGUCGAGAGUCCUCAUCUUGCUUCACACAGCGUCGUGACCAUAGGCGGGGAAAGCGCCGAUUAUCACACAUCGAAACUCAGCCACUCAUUCCACAUUCGCCAAGAAAGGAAACUAUUAGACCAGGCUAUCGAUACAAAUCAUCUGUUAUCUUUCCAUCUGAGAAUACGGACAAGGCACAAAGCUCACGUGGUCCUGGUGGAUCACGUAGAGUGUCUAGCACCUUUUCCAACAGCACAUCCCCUAGCCCAAUGUCGGAAGCCUUUAGUCGCCGGCAGCGUGGAAUUUUUUUAAACCUUUACAGUUUGCCUUUUCUAUCGCAGACGCUAACUGCAGGUACGGUUGCGCAAAGCCGUCGACGCCUCUAG